AUGCGUACCGUAUAAAAUCCAAGAGUGAAAACUGAAAACCCUAGAUCCCAGCUUCACGACCCCCUUCGCCGCCACCCCUCGAGUCCCCGAGACCCCCAACCUCUUCGCCCUUCCCUCCUCCCGCCGCCGCCGCCGAAGCCCCGCUCGAAGAAAUGGUGAGAGCAAGUGUGCUCAAUGAUGCCCUUAAGAGCAUGUACAAUGCUGAAAAGCGGGGCAAGCGCCAGGUCAUGAUCAGACCAUCAUCGAAGGUCAUCAUUAAGUUCCUCAUCGUCAUGCAAAAGCACGGAUACAUUGGGGAGUUUGAGUUUGUUGAUGAUCAUCGUUCUGGUAAGAUAGUAGUUGAACUCAAUGGAAGGCUCAACAAAUGUGGUGUGAUCAGCCCACGCUUUGAUGUUGGUGUGAAGGAAAUUGAGUCCUGGACAGCGAGGCUGCUUCCCUCACGUCAGUUUGGCUACAUCGUUCUCACCACCUCUGCUGGCAUCAUGGACCAUGAAGAAGCGAGGAGAAAGAAUGUGGGAGGGAAGGUCCUUGGCUUCUUCUACUAGGAAAAUCUAGUAUCCACUUAUCAGAUUAUCCCAGUAACUGUUAAGUUAAAAGAGCAUAGUUUUGUAGCUGUCUAGAAGCCAAAAGCACGCAGAGAUCACCUAUUCUGCAUUGUCUUGUUCUGGAUUUUUUUUGACCCAUUUAGUUUUUGUCACUAAGUUGCUGCUUGGCCCCCUUUUAGGCUUGUUGCAUCAGUUGGAUGCAAUCUGCUUGUGUACCUGGUAUGUUAGUUCUGAAUCUUGGUACACUAUGAUGAACUCACUUGAGCUGAGUGCAUGUCGAGCGAUUUGCUGACUCAUCCUGUAUUACUGUAUCCCCCAA
Panicum hallii is the source of this 864-nucleotide messenger RNA. Its product is annotated as 40S ribosomal protein S15a-1-like. NCBI's taxonomy places the organism in Eukaryota, Viridiplantae, Streptophyta, Magnoliopsida, Poales, Poaceae. Gene Ontology annotation, cellular component: cytosolic small ribosomal subunit; ribosome. Gene Ontology annotation, molecular function: structural constituent of ribosome. The record is from RefSeq and is a predicted model, not a curated record. The transcript has 4 exons. The coding region runs from base 153 to 545 and encodes 130 amino acids. Gene Ontology annotation, biological process: translation.